Molecule: messenger RNA, 763 nt
Organism: Aphanomyces astaci
Lineage: Eukaryota; Oomycota; Saprolegniomycetes; Saprolegniales; Verrucalvaceae
Exons: 1
Coding region: 13-735 (240 amino acids)
Biological process (GO): rRNA processing
Cellular component (GO): small-subunit processome; nucleolus
Source: RefSeq, a predicted model, not a curated record
CGUCUCCACAUCAUGUCGUCGCUCCGUAAUGCGGUCAAGCGCCGUGAACACAAGGAACGGUCGCAGCCCCAAGACCGCAAGAAGCUCGGCAUCCUCGAGAAGCACAAGGACUAUGUCCGCCGCGCACAGGACUUUCACUCCAAGGAGAAGCGCCUCAAGUCGAUGCAGCUCAAAGCCGCGUUCCGCAACCCCGACGAAUUCUACUACUCCAUGAACCAAGCGCAGACGAUCGACGGACAGCACGUGUCGACAAACAACCACCGCGACAAACUGACCGCGGAGGUGUUAAAGGUCAUGAAGACCCAGGACGUCGCGUACCUCCACAUGAAGCGCAGCGUGGACAUGUCCAAGGCCGACAAGUUGCGCGCCGCGGCGCACUUUAUCGACGCGGAAAAGACCAACACACACAAAAUCUUCGUGGACGACGUGUCCGACCUGCGCAAGUUUGACGUCGCCGCGCACUUCGACACGGUCCCCGAGCUCGUAAACCGCGCUUCCAACCGGUUGCGGAAGCGCGACCUGGCCCAUCUGCAGCUAGCGGCGCCGGCCGCGUCCUCGAGCCACGCGUACACGGAACUAUCGAAUCGCAUGGACCGAGCGGACAAGCUCAACCGCAUGCGGCAGCAUCUCGACCUGGAGCGGGCGGUGCAGGCCAAGGGCAAGAAGUUCAAGGUCGCAGACGGCGUCGACGGCGCGCCGCCAGUGUACAAAUGGAAGCGCGUGCGCACGAAAUAAAUAAAAUACCAGCUAUAUUGACACACGA